AUGAGCACAACCACUUCUACUGCCACUCAGCGCGCAGAUAAUUACGCUUGCAACGAAACUCCAUCAUCAAAGACGGAAGCAGCUCUUGAAUUCGCGCAACAAGCUGAGAAGCUUGGUCAAUAUGCGCCACAUCAAGAGAGCGACGCUACCGGAUCGACACAAGCGGUUGAAGCAAGGUUUAUCACUGCGCAAGACCCAGUCAUUGAGACUGCAGAUGGUGGUCGCCUGCCUGCUGUGCCCAUAGAAGAGGCAACAAGACUCAACAGGCUGCGCAAUGUGGUCGAGAGUCGAGAUGAGUUUCCAGAUGCACCAGUCGGGCCUAAGACGCGCAUUGCAAAAGAUGGAACUGUACAUGGUCUCCUAACUGAGAAAGAGGAGGAAGGUGGACAGGGAAAGAGUGACGUUCCCCUGGGAGACUCGAAGGCGCCAUGGCAGACAAGCCCUUUGUUCCCACCUCUUCCGAUAGUGCAGGAGAGGGCCUGGAUGAAACGACACAAUUCAACGCAAAAGAGAGAGGUGGGCAAAGACUUGGAAGACCAGAAAGAAGACGAGUUUCGACCCUUAGAAGGCGGGCCUGACCCAUUGAAGUGCGAUGUGCGAAUCUAUGCUCGUCGUGUUGGGCUCGAAUGCGAGAUAUUCGACGUCCAAACUGAAGAUGGCUUCAUCAUCGAGCUAUGGCAUUUGUACAAUCCGCGCGAAUAUAAACGCACAGGCAGAUCGGAACGAUCGCCGCACUCCUCUGAAAUCUUUCCCGACAAUGGCGAUUCGGAAGGUGUAUCAGGUUCGCAGUACCCCGAGGGUGACAAGAAGUACCCUGUACUCAUGAUCCAUGGGCUGCUGCAGUCCGCAGGCGCUUACUGUACAAACGAUGACGACAGUCUUGCAUUCUUCUUGGCAAAGAGCGGAUACGACGUCUGGUUGGGCAACAAUCGCUGCGGGUUCAAGCCGCGACAUGUGUUGCUCAAAUACGAUGACCCAAGAAUGUGGGCGUGGAACAUUAGACAGAUGGGCGUUAUGGACCUUCCUGCACUCAUCUCGCGAGUGCUUUCUGAGACUGGGUUCGAGAAGUUGGGUCUCAUCGCACACAGCCAAGGCACAACCCAAACUUUUGUUGCAUUAGCAAAGGAGCAGCGUCCCGAGAUCAGCGAGAAGAUAUCGGUAUUCUGUGCUUUGGCUCCAGCAGCAUAUGCAGGCCCGCUGAUCGGCAAAGCGCAGUUCAAAUUCAUGAGCGUGAUCAGUCCCCUCAUGUUCCGGAUGGUCUUCGGGAUUCACGCUUUCAUUCCGUUCAUGAUGGCCAUGCAUAGCCUGCUGCCAGGCAAGUUCUAUGGCGACAUGGGCUACAGGGUAUUCGCAUUCCUGUUCAACUGGACCGAUGAUCGCUGGGAACGGGACAUACGAGACCGCAUGUUCCAGUUUGCGCCUGUCUACGUCAGUGCAGAGAGUAUGAGAUGGUGGCUCGGUCGUGAGUGCUUUGCGAAACAAAAGUGCAUUCUGGCUACGCGGGAGGAGAAAAACAUGGAAGAUCAGGAGGAUGAGGAGGAGGACCACAAAGCUUCUCAUGCAAUUUCUUCUGGCGUAAACUCGGACGACGACCACAAAGCCUUGGAUACCUCACAGCCGGGCACCAAUGCAUUGGACCGAAAUAAGCAUGGUAUACAGAGAAGGAAUAGUAGCAAUGCCCGCUACGCUUGGUAUGGUCCGGACACGCCACCGUUCGCUCUUUGGGUGUGUGGUGCAGACGAUCUCGUCGAUGGUCGCCGUCUCCUCCGCCGCUUCGAGCGUGGCCGCGAACCUUUUGUUGAUGUUGUGCAUUCGAAGAUCAUUGAAGGCUACGAACAUCUCGACGUCAUUUGGGCCAUGGACGCGAUCGAGAAAGUGGGGAAAGAAGUCAGGGAAGUGCUUUGGAAGACCGCACCUGAAGAAGCGAGGAAGAUUUGCCGCACACCGAAGGGCUGUGAAGAGGUCGAUGACUUCUAUCAGCGCAGAAGCAACGAGCGAGAAAACGCUACAAGACAAGUAGAGGUUACAGCAGGCGAAUGGAGCGAGAAAGGAAAGGAGCAGGUCGCUGGUGGUAGUGGAGAAGGCGACCGUGAUCUUGAGGCCGAGAUCAAGGAGACGAAGGAAAAAGUGCUUGCCGAUGAGUAG
Molecule: messenger RNA, 2145 nt
Organism: Parastagonospora nodorum SN15
Lineage: Eukaryota; Fungi; Ascomycota; Dothideomycetes; Pleosporales; Phaeosphaeriaceae
Exons: 2
Coding region: 1-2145 (714 amino acids)
Biological process (GO): lipid metabolic process
Source: RefSeq, a predicted model, not a curated record